This is a messenger RNA of Cucurbita moschata (crookneck pumpkin), 2352 nucleotides long. Its product is annotated as serine protease SPPA, chloroplastic. The transcript has 13 exons. Bases 103 to 2157 code for a protein of 684 amino acids. The record is from RefSeq and is a predicted model, not a curated record. Lineage: Eukaryota; Viridiplantae; Streptophyta; Magnoliopsida; Cucurbitales; Cucurbitaceae. Gene Ontology annotation, molecular function: peptidase activity. Gene Ontology annotation, cellular component: membrane.
AAAAAAAAAAAAAAAAAAAAAAAAGAUGAUCAUGCUUUCAUUGAUGAGUUGAGUUCGAUAAGCUGAGAGUGGAGAAGAAUUGGUUGGCUUUGGCCAGAGAAAAUGGCGAAGCUGCUUCCAUGUCUUCAAGCUCCCCAUCUGGUUUCUUCCAUCAAUCGGGGAACCCUUUCUUUCAUUCUCUCCAAACCAAUUCCGUUUCGCUCUUCUUCUUCGUCUUCCUUCUUACAAUGUCGCUUCGCUUUCGCUCUUUCUCCUUCUCCUGCCUCACGCCGCUGCCUCUCUGUUCGAGCAUUCGAAGACUCUGCAUCGGAGACCAAGCGCCUGGAUAGAGAAGAAGCAGAUGCUGCAAACGAGGUUCCGAUGAACAGUGAAGGCGGGAGAGCUCGCGAUGAGGAUUAUCCAAGCGGAGAAUUCGAAUUCGAGAAGUUUGGCCCGUGGAGGAGCUUUUUGGUGAAGCUUAAGAUGCUGGUUGCCUUUCCUUGGGAGCGCGUUCGUAAGGGCAGUGUCUUGACUAUGAAAUUGCGAGGACAGAUAUCUGAUCAGCUAAAGAGCCGUUUCUCUUCAGGGCUUUCUCUACCUCAAAUCUGCGAGAACUUUGUCAAAGCCGCGUAUGAUCCUCGUAUAUCUGGGAUCUAUUUGCAAAUUGAAGCUCUAAAUUGUGGGUGGGGUAAAGUUGAAGAACUUCGAAGGCAUAUCCUGAAUUUCAAAAAAUCAGGUAAAUUUAUUGUUGCCUAUAUUCCUACAUGUCAAGAGAAAGAAUACUACCUGGCAUGUGCAUGUGAGGAGAUAUAUGCCCCCCCAAGUGCUUAUGUUUCAUUGUUCGGCUUGACUGUUCAAGCUUCAUUUCUCAGAGGUAUUUUUGAUAAAAUAGGGAUUGAACCACAAGUGGAGAGGAUAGGUAAAUAUAAAAGUGCUGGUGAUCAACUAGCACGGAGAAAUAUGUCGGAGGAAAAUUGUGAAAUGUUGACGACCUUGCUUGAUAAUAUCUAUGACAACUGGCUGGAUAAAAUUUCUUCAAUAAAAGGAAAGAAAAAAGAAGAUAUUGAAAGCUUUAUUAAUGAAGGAGUGUACCAAAUUGAAAGACUAAAAGAAGAUGGCUGGAUCACCAACAUACAGUACGAGGACGAGAUUCUCUCUAUGCUAAAUGAAAGACUUGGACUGCCGAAGGAUAAAAAAGUUCCCAUGGUUGAUUACAGGAAGUACUCUAAAGUUCGGCAAUCAACCGUUGGUUUAUCAGGAGGUGGAGACCAAAUAGCUGUGAUUAGAGCUGGAGGAAGCAUUAGUCGUGUGAAAAGUCCUUUAAGUGUUCCUAGUUCUGGUAUUAUUGGGGAGCAAUUCAUUGAGAAGAUUCGGAGUGUUCGAGAGUCGAAAAAAUUCAAGGCUGCCAUCAUCAGAAUUGACAGUCCUGGAGGUGAUGCUCUUGCUUCUGAUUUGAUGUGGAGAGAAAUCAGACUUCUGGCUGCAUCAAAACCUGUCGUUGCAUCCAUGGCUGAUGUUGCAGCCAGUGGAGGAUACUAUAUGGCAAUGGCAGCUGGGACCAUUGUUGCAGAAAAUCUAACCUUAACUGGUUCUAUUGGAGUUGUCACAGGGAAGUUUAACUUGGGGAAACUAUAUGAAAAGAUUGGCUUUAACAAGGAAAUCAUAUCAAGGGGAAGAUUUGCUGAGCUUCUUGCGGCAGAACAACGACCUUUCAGACCAGAUGAAGCAGAACUCUUUGCCAAGUCUGCACAAAAUGCGUACAAGCAAUUCCGUGACAAAGCAGCCUUUUCCAGAUCCAUGACUGUGGAUGAGAUGGAGAAAGUUGCGCAAGGAAGGGUUUGGACUGGUAAACUUGCAGCAUCCCAUGGUUUAGUGGAUGCUAUCGGUGGAUUUUCUCGGGCUGUUGCUAUAGCAAAACAGAAAGCCAACAUUCCUCAAGACAGCAAGGUUAAUCUUGUGGAAUUAUCGAGACCGUCGCCAACGCUACUGGAGGUAGUAAGCGGAGUAGGGAGUACAAUUAUUGGAGUUGAGGGGACAGUGAAAGAACUGCUGCAAGACCUUGCUUUGUCAGAAGGAGUUCAAGCUCGGAUGGAAGGGAUUAUGCUGCAGAGAAUGGAGGGAUUUGCUUAUGGCAACUCCGUCUUUGGUUUGAUAAAAGAUUACCUCAGUUUCCUCUAACUUCGUUGAAAGGCAGAUGAACUUUUCAAACACAUUUAUUGUCCAAUAUUUGGAACGUAUGAUAUAGGCUCGUAGGGAGCGUCCCAAUUGAACAAGAAACUGUAUAGAUAGUAUGACAAACUUGGGAUCUUUUCAUGGAUGAUUUUGUAGAAUCUUUGGUGCCAUGUUAUUCGUAUCUGCUUUUAUUUUGUUAUA